This is a messenger RNA of Apis laboriosa (Himalayan honeybee), 3200 nucleotides long. RefSeq names its product steroid hormone receptor ERR1 (gene Err). The coding region runs from base 231 to 1607 and encodes 458 amino acids. The record is from RefSeq and is a predicted model, not a curated record. Gene Ontology annotation, cellular component: nucleus. Gene Ontology annotation, molecular function: steroid binding; zinc ion binding; sequence-specific DNA binding. The transcript has 9 exons. Lineage: Eukaryota; Metazoa; Arthropoda; Insecta; Hymenoptera; Apidae. Gene Ontology annotation, biological process: regulation of DNA-templated transcription.
CCGUGUAUUACCGUAUCCUCAGAAUUGCCGUCAGUCGCGUACGGCUCGUCGCGCCGUCAACGUCGUGGUAGGGGGAUAGUGUAUACAUACUCAUGUGUGUGCUUUAUUCGUAGUCUUCAUGAGUGUUCCAAUUAUUGACAUUGUGGUCUUUUUCGCUUUUCAUCUAGGAAAAGUAUAGCAGGAAAAUAAGAAUACAGUGUUCUUAUAUCAUUUGGACAAAAGAGACGAUCAUGGAUUCAUGGAUGUACGAUGUGGUUUGUAUGAUGCCCGGUGGCGGCACCGAAAAUAUGAUUGGAAAUAAUAGGACUAUGGCGAACAUUAAACAAGAAAUUGAAAAUCCUACAACACCUACGCAAAAUUAUCAAGUUUGUUCACCGACCACUACACUUCAGCAUCAAGAGGUGAUUUGUAGUAAAAUAGAAGUUCCGCCUGAUUAUGGUGGAGGCGAAGGUAGCCCUGGAAGUCCAGAAAUGCACCAUUGUUCGUCAACUACACAGCCUUUAGGAACACCUGAGGAAGGUGUCAAAGAGGAAGAUAUGAUACCUAGAAGGCUUUGCCUAGUCUGCGGCGACGUUGCAAGUGGGUUUCAUUAUGGAGUUGCAUCUUGCGAAGCGUGUAAAGCUUUUUUCAAAAGAACCAUACAAGCGAGUAAUUUUACAGGUAAUAUUGAGUAUACAUGUCCCGCAAAUGGGGAAUGUGAAAUAAAUAAACGCAGGAGAAAAGCUUGUCAGGCAUGUAGGUUUCAAAAAUGUCUUAGACAAGGCAUGUUAAAAGAGGGAGUCCGAUUGGAUCGUGUUCGAGGGGGGAGACAAAAAUAUAGAAGAUCCACCGAUCCCUAUACGCCAGUGAAACCAGCUCCCUUGGAAGGUGAUUUCUUUAAUAAUCCUUCGAACAUAGCAACAGGAGCUUCUAACGAAAUAAUAAAUAAUAAAAUGCUGGAAGCUUUGGCUGCCUGUGAACCCGACAUGCUGCAAGUAUCAAAUAUCUCUCAUACUCUUGAUACAGAUCAAAGAGUACUUGGACAAUUAUCUGAUUUAUAUGAUCGGGAAUUAGUCGGAAUAAUUGGUUGGGCAAAACAGAUUCCAGGAUUCAGCAGUUUAGCUUUAAACGAUCAAAUGCGGCUUCUGCAAAGUACGUGGGCUGAGAUAUUGACGUUUAGUCUCGCGUGGAGAAGCAUGCCAAAUAAUGGUAGAUUAAGGUUUGCACAAGAUUUUACUCUAGACGAACGACUUGCCCGCGAAUGUCAUUGUACAGAGUUAUACACGCAUUGUAUCCAAAUAGUAGAAAGGCUUCAAAGAUUGGGAUUAACCAGAGAAGAAUAUUAUGUGUUGAAGGCGUUGAUAUUAGCAAACAGUGACGCAAGAUCAGACGAGCCACAGGCAUUAUACCGCUUUCGAGAUUCUAUCUUAAAUUCAUUAUCAGACUGUAUGGCCGCAGUAAGACCAGGACAAGCGCUUCGUGCCACUCAAAAUAUGUUCCUAGUGUUACCCAGUCUCAGGCAGGUUGAUGGAAUUGUUAGACGAUUUUGGUCUAGUGUGUAUCGAACGGGAAAAGUACCAAUGAAUAAGCUCUUUGUAGAAAUGUUAGAAGCUGCUUAUUAUCGAUGAAAUAUCAACUCGAACUCGAUUUAUUAAUAUCUAUAUUGAGGACUUCAUAGAAUCGCUGUUAUUAAGUAACACUCGCACAUUAAGAAUGACUUAAAGGCACGCAUUUUGUUGUGUUCCUAAGAUAUAAGCAGAAGACAGUGAGUGAUAGUGAAAUACGAAAAGAAACGGAGACUGUACAGUUUUAUUCAUUUUUCUGUAAGAGAAAGACUUAUAUAUAAAAAAAAAAAGAAAAGGCUUUAUUUUUCAAACACAAGAGUGUUGGAGCGUGGAGCGUUGGCCAGUGAUUCCAGCAGUCGUUGAAACUCACGAAACACCUUAAGAUAGCAGGCACAUUGUUUCGUCGAAAUAACCAAACUUUCCUUUUCGAGUACCCCAUUUACAGGUACAAAGAAAAAUACGAUGUUAUUUCAAGAUAGGAUACGUAGUACAAGAUGCGAGAUGCUUUUUCUGGAGCUCUCAUUUUAGGAUAGUUUACAAAAACCUGUCGCCAGACAGAAGAACCUACCAAAUAAAUAAAAUGUUUUCAUUUACGUAAGAUCGUAACACCGAACCGGUGAGAUCAUAGAAAUCAAAUGCAAAUGUACUAACUGUGGGUGUUUGACGUUAUAGGGUUAGAGCAUCGUGUUACCAAAUACUACCAGUUCAAUCAAAAUUAUACGUAGCUCCGAUUCGAAUGUUAUUUUAGUUAUGUCUUUUCUCUAAAAAAAAAAAAAAAAUCCAGUCAAUUUGAAACUAGAGGAACGCAGACUCUAUAUUUUUAAGAGUGUUGAUGAAAAAGAUAAUAUCAUUUUACAUAGAAUAACUGCACAUUUUAAUACUAUUAAAUGUAAAGUGUAAAGAUCGAUAAAUGUAAAUCGAUGUGUGUACUGCAUUGAACAUCCAUAGUUAUAUAGUUCAGCAAAUGAAUUUAAUAUGUGCUAUUGUACAAAUCGAACCAAUUACGUGAACAGAGCUGUGAACAGUGAACAAGGAAAAGCAAAAGAAUGGCUGGAUCGUUCUCUAAUUAGCGCCAUGCUGUUUUCUACGAGAUAUUGUGUGAAAAAAAAAAAAAAAAAAAAAAAAAAAUGUUUCGAGAACGAACCUUUGGCCAGGUUGCCAGGUUCUUAGGAAGAGCAGAAAAAAAUUUAAUCGAUUGUUGAAAUGAUUGCGAAAUGUUAUUCGCGCGUGCCACACGAAGAGCGUAGGAGAAUAUAUAUUAUAUUAUUAUAUUAUAUUAUAUUAUAUGUAUUCAGGGAUCUUUAUUAUCUAGUUAUUAUUGUUACGAGAUCUGUGCAUAGAUCUUGCGCAUAAUAUCGCUUUUUUCGAAGCGAAGAAUCGUAAAAUAUCGUAUAGGAGCUACUACUCACAUAAAAGGUUCAUUUUUAAAGGAGGGAAAACCGUUUAUAACAAAUUAAUGGAGUUUUUUUUUUUGUCGAUUACACGCAACAAAAGGCAAGGUUUCUAUCGAUUUUUGAAUCAGCUUUUUGUUAUUUCGAUGAUUACUCGAUAUUAACGAUAUCAAUGAAAGAAAGAAAUUGUUUUAUUCAAAGUUAUAAAUAAAUAGAUUUAGAUUUCGUUAAGCGUUAAGGCGGAUCGAGUCGCUCGAAACCUUGC